This is a messenger RNA of Drosophila mauritiana, 6870 nucleotides long. RefSeq lists its product as uncharacterized. The coding region runs from base 1749 to 5543 and encodes 1264 amino acids. The transcript has 5 exons. The record is from RefSeq and is a predicted model, not a curated record. Lineage: Eukaryota; Metazoa; Arthropoda; Insecta; Diptera; Drosophilidae.
UUUGUAACUAAUAAUACUAUUUUAUUGACCACUGCUGUAUAUUUUGGUUUUGUGUUGUGAGCGACAACGAAGUUGUGUGGGUGUUUAAAAAGGGUAAGAAAGGCAAAAUAAAAAAAAAAGGCGAAACGGAGUAGGACAAGAACCAAAAAGGAAAACGAAAUAAAAGUAACGUUUGUGUGCGGCCCAACCGAAAACCAAUUAACUUUUUGAAUAUUGCGCUAAAUUGCGCGCCAUCGCCCGUUCGUUUACCAACACUGACCGCCGAAUGCAACCCUGCGCAACACUAACUCACACACACACACACGAACGUAGUAAGACCCAGGGAGGCAAAAAUUCACACACAAGCAAAUAUUUUUUUGUUAUUAUUGAACAGUGAGGAAGAACAGCGCGAAAGGGAAAAACGAGCUUGCGGAUGUGAAAAGUAAAGCGGGUGUGUGGAAAACGGCAACAACAAAAGGCGAACGGGGGAAAGCCAAAGGAAAACUACUCGCGGGGGAGCAAAAAUCGGCUGGGAAGCACGGACGGACGAAGAAGAGGAAGAAAAGGAAUCAGAGUAGGAGAGCAAGCAGCAGCAGAAGAAGAAGCAGCGCAGCCGCUAAUUGUCUCGUCGUUCGUUGUUGUUGCUGCCUUGCAAAAAAAAAAAACGAAACCGAAAAAGAAAUUGCAAAAAAAAUAAAGCAAACAAAUUCAAUCAAACGAACUGAACGAUUAGCAAGUUAAUAAACGCAACAUAAAACCAAAGGAACGAACAGCAGUGGCAAAGGAAAAAGGCAAAAGAAGAACAAUCGAAAAGGUCAAAAAAUGUGAGCAAGGGAGAGGAGAGACUUCCCCAAAAAAAAAAACCGAAAGAAAAAUGGAGCAAAAGUGAAAAACCUUUAGUAAUCAAAUUGCACAAAAUGCGAGAGAGGAGAGCAGAUCAAUAAUAAUAAUAAUAACAAAAGGAAAGGAGCAAAUGUAACUUCUGUGUGUGUGUGCGUGCGUGAGGCAAAUAACAAAAAACAGCGCAGAAACAUUUUUAACUAAAAUGUGGAGACCAAGCAAGGAAACAACAAAAGCUAAAACAACGACAGCCAGGAGCAGCGCAGCCAGCAGCGACGUCGACGCCAGCGUCGCCGCAUGGAAAGCACAGAAAACCGCAUGACAAGGAAAUGGAAAAUUUUUGUGCAGCCCGAAAAACCAAAUGUGAACAUAAAGGAAAGGCCGACAGCGAGGCGUUGAGCAAACGAAAAACAAAACAAAAUACAACAAAAAUACAAGAACGUGUGUGUGUGUGUGCGUGUGUGUUUUCCAAUCGAAUAAUCGAAGAAUAAUAGUAAUAAUAAUACAAGUCAAGGAAGAAGCGGCAUUCGAAAGAGAACAGAAUAAGCGCAGGAAGAAGCAGAUGUAAUAACUAAAGCAGAAGAAGAAGCCCAUCAGCAAAUCUAUGAGAAGAAGAAGAAGGCGAAGAGGAAGCGGCAACUUGAAAAAUAUACAACAAUUAUUAAUUAUGGCAGCUUCAACAAACAAAAUUCUGUAGAAGAGGAAACAAAAGACGCCCAAAGGCAAGAUUUUUAAAUAGAAGGAGUUAGUAACACAAAAGAAAACGUUGGCAGCCAAAACCACAAAAAAACAAAACAAAAAGAAAUUGCUAACAAUAUAUUCAACAUAGCUGGAGGAGGUUGACGCCAAACGCAGGCGUCGCAUCCCGAAAAGCUCAAGAGAAGAACAUACAAGUGAGGGAAAUAUACACCAAUUAGUAUAUCGCUGCCAUGGCCAGCAGCGCGACGAACGUCGACGGCGGCAGCGGGACGUCGACGGCGCUGCCAUCGCUCUUCCCCGCCGUUGGCGCCGCUGCCGGUGUCAAGGAUAUGGACGGAUUAAUGGCCAUUAACGAUAGCGCCCUAUCGCAACAGAUCGAAUUUAUACUGCAGGAUGCUCCCAUGGAGCAGGACGACGAUCCUCACCAGCAUUCGCAUGUGCAUCACCAUCAUCACUCGCAGCAUCAUCCUCACUCGCAUUCGCAUCAGCAGCAACAGCAGCAGCAUCUUCAGCAACAGCAGCAGCAGCAGCAACACCAUCAUCCGCAUCAUCAUCUGAAGCUGGACAACAGCAGCAACAACCACCCACCGACCGCAGCAGCAGCCGCAGCUGCCGUAGCAGUAGCAGCCACAACUGCAGCAACAGCAGCCGCAGCAACCAACAACAGCGCUUCCUUCAGCAGCAACAGCAGCAGUAGCAAUAGCAACAACAGCAAUCACUUGGACAACCAGCAACAGUUGCUCAUUCAGCAGCAACAGCAGCAACAUCAUCUGCUAAACGGACGCCGCAUCAUAAUCCAGGCCACGGGUAACUCGUCCGUUCUGGCCGCCAGCGAUAUCAAGGAGGAGGACGAGGAGGAGGAAGAUCCCGAGCUGAACGAUGAGAAUCUGCAGGAUAUCGAAGAGGAGGCUCAGGCAGCCGAGGCCGAUGAGGAGCCCGAAACCACCGCGCAUUUGUCCACGCAAGUUAAGCUGGAGCUGGAAGAGGAUGAGGAAAUGCCCGACGAGGAGGAGGAAGAGGAUGAGGACGAUGACGAGGAGCUGCAGCACGGCCAGCUGGAGUACCAAAUUAGUGCGGCCACGCAAACAGGUGGAGCAGCGACGAGUAGUGCCGCUGGUGGCGCCGCAACAGCCGGCGGAGGAUCACAGCAAUUGGUACAACUGCCCGCCGGGAGUAUUGUGAGCACAACCACCCACCGAUUGUCGGUGCCCGUGACCGAGGCGGCUCUUGUGCAGCUGCAACGGCGACCGGUCUACAUAAGCAAUGCUGUGGGCGGCCUAACGGCCGGCACAACCUAUGUGAGAAUGCCGGCGGCUGCUGUUAUCAGCCGCAGUCCCAUGACGGUGCUGAAUGUGGUGCAACAGGCGCUGCCGGCCACUCAGCUGAUAUUGCAGACACAACAGCAACAGACGCCGGCAGCGGCAGCGGCUGAGCAGCAAUUGGCCUUGGCCUUGGAGCAGCAAAGGCAGCAGCAGGAACAGCAGGCGCAGCAACAAAGGCAGCAGCAGCAGCAAGAACAGCAAAGGCAGCAGCAGCAACAACAGCAGCAGCAGGCGCAACAAGAACAGCAGAGGCAGCAGCAGCAGCAACAACAACAGCAGCAGCAGCAGCAAACCCAUCCAGUGAAACAUUCAGCAUCCGGCUCUUCCUCCACCAACAACAACAGCAACACAAACUCCACCAACAGCAACAAUAACACGCCAGCCGCAUCGGCGACUGUGACCACCAGUUACCAGUGCGUCGAGUGUGUGGAGAAGUUCGAUUCCAAGGAGCUCUUCGACAUCCAUCGCAGCGGCCACGCCAAUAACAUGAAGUGCGCCAUCUGCAACAUGGUGCUGAAGUCCCUGAAGAACUACGAGAAGCACUGCCUGCGCUGCAAGCCGUACGAAUGCCAGAUAUGCGGUCGCGUCGUCCGCUUCCGGCCGAACUUCAUCAAGCAUAUGCGAGUCCAUACGGGCCAGCAGUCGGAGCGGCACAAGUACAAGUGCGAGGUGUGCCACAAGGAGUUCAUGAGCUUCGAGUACUUCAAGGUGCACAAGAAGAUCCACAACGAGAACGUGAACCUGACCUGCGAGAUCUGCGGCAAGGUGUUCAGUGCCCUGGCAUCGCUGCGCGGCCAUUCCAAGCUGCAUUCGGGGGUUAAGCUGCACAAAUGCGACGUGUGCGGCAAGGGUUUCGGACAGCGCUACAACCUGAAGAUUCACGCCAGAACGCACACGGGUGACUUCCCCUUCGAGUGCAAGAUCUGCAAGAAGAAGCUGCACACACAGUCGUCGCUGCAGACGCACAUGCAGGUCCAUCUGCGGGAUCAGCCGGGAGCAGCUGCUGCCGCCGCCUCUGCUGCCGGAGCAGCCUCCUCGAAGGCCAGCAAUAGCAGCAAUUCGAGCAACAGCAGCAACUCCAGCAGCAGCAAUUCCAGCAGCAACGGCGUAUCGGCAGCUGUGGCGGCAGCCGCAACGACUACAACAAUUGUCAAGCUGGAGCCGCCGCACGAGAUGGAGAGGCCAGGCACCAGCAGUAGCAAUCAGCAGUUGCAGCAGUCGCAACACCACCAAAUGGAACUAGACGAUCAGUCGGGACUGAGCGGGGACGAGGAGGAUGGCAGCGGCGGCGGUAGGAACUCCUCCUCGCAUAUUGUGAACGCAACCACCAAUCGCUUGACCACCGGCGAGGACUCAUCGGAGUCCUCGAAUGCCUCGCUACACCUGAACCAGCACUCCUCCACCUCAUCCUCGCCAGCCUCGCAGCACCAAGUGUCGUCGCACCAGCAGCAUGUGCUGCAGCAGCAGUCGCAGCAACAAUAUCUCGUUUCGGCACCAACACGAACGAUCGUCAUUAAGAACUACAUGCAGCAGGGAUCCCAGCAGCAGCAGCAGCAACAUACCUCCGAUCCAACGCCCGUGCUGCAUGCACAGGUCAUCCAGAGCGGUGCAGGCACCAGCAACGGCAGCGGCAACACCUCCUCCACCAAUAGCAGCAGCAACAGUAGUACCAACAUUGUCACCACCAACGCCGGCGGCAAUCUCAGCAAUGGCUCGCAGUUGAUACGAAAGACGCCGAUCAUUCAUCAUUCGACCGGGAGCAGCAAUGGCAGCGGCGGCUCAGCGCUGACCAGUGUGGUGCAGCAAACAGGUGUUAUUUCGCCAGCUCAAUCGCCAUCAUCAUCCUCGACCUCUUGCUCCUCAUCCACGGUGCUGGUUUCCAAAGCCACCGGUGUGCCACUAUCGAUAGCUUCCUCGGCGGCGGCUGCACUCGGAGGCUCCACUAUCAUACGCAGCACAAGGAAUCACCAACAACAGCAGCAGCAGCAACCAGCCCAACAACAACAGCAGCAGCGGGUAACGCAGCGCAAUAACCACCGAAAUCACCACCGACGUCGCCAUUUGGCGGACAUGGAUGACGAUGAAGACGACGACGAGGAUCAGCCACAGCAGCAGCAGCAGACGCAUACGCAGCAAACGCAACAGCAUCACCAUCAUCACAGUCAUCUUCACAACCAUCACAAUCAUCAUUUCGAUGACGAUGAUGACGAUGAGAAAUCGUCACCGUCCCUGGCCACAGCGGCCAUUAUCAAAGUGGAACCGAAUCUGUAUUCCUCGGGCUCUGGCGACAACUCCAACGAUAUGUUCAUCAAGGAGGAGGUCAUGUUUGAGGAUUCGGCUGCCCUGCAUUCGCCGCAAUCGCCGCCAAGCUCGAAAUUCCGUAUCUCCAACUUUGAUAGUGAUCUAGUGGAUCAUCACGUUGAUCUGAAUCACUCGCUGCCGCCGUAUGGUAAUUUGUUUGAACCGCAUUCCAUACCGGAUAGCAUACCGGUGCAGUUGUAUCCGGAUGAUGACGAUGACUUCCGGCUGGAUCAUAGUUCGCUUGGUGGACUGCACAACACAACGUCGUCGUCGACCACCGAUGGGGACUUCAUCAAGAAGGAAUGGGUAUACGGCACGGGCGCUAGUUCCUAUGCCAUGAACGGCAAGUUUGAUGACGACAGCGAUGCCCUGUGCGAUGCGGCCAAUUUCAUUUACAAUUGAGUGCAGGCAGCAGCCGCUGGCGUUGUGGUGGAUCAUAAUCGUCAUGGUCAUUGUCAUUGGAAACGGAUGAGGCAUCCGCGUCAUCAGGAUGAGGAGGAGGAGGAAGUGGAGCAUCAACAGCAGCAGCAGCAGCAGGAGGAGGAGGAGGAAAAGCGAAAUGUGCAGGAGGAGCUGGAACAGGAUCAGCAACGCAAUGUUCUGCGUCGCGUCCACGAUGCAGCCAUGUGGAGCUGAGGAUUCGGUUAAUCCAGAUUCAUAGCUGUACCACGUAUAUAUAUAUAUAUAACAUAUGCCCCCCGCCCCAUCCCAUUAUCACCGAAUUCACACACCACAAAACACAUCCAAGGGGGUGAAUCGAUUUGCGUAGGAUGCAAAAAUCAAUUUAUGAACAAUUCUAACUAAUUUCGCUGUGAAAACUUUAACGUUUUAGAGCUGCUCGUAACAGAAAAAGGAUUUAUUCGUUCAAAAGCCACAGGGAUAUGUCUUGUAUAAUCAAAAAGGCAUCAGGAAAUUAUCAACUUUAUGGGGGGAAAGAAAAUGGUAAUUGUGUAAUAGAUUUUUGCAAUGGGCUUUAAAACCAUAGAUUCUUAGGAAAAUUAGUUUUGAGUGACUUAUCAGCUGGUUUUUUAAAUAUCUGGUAUUAUAUUCAACAGAAAACUAUGCAUUUUUUUGUAAAUCUCCAAAUUAGAGUUCUAAGCUGACAUUUUGGACCUUCCCAAAGGAAAGAAAGAUUUGGGGGUUUUUUUUUUUUUAUAAAGAUAAAAAAAGAUGUAAAAUUGAUUUGAAUUGUAUCUAAAGUUUUCAAAGCCAAAUUAUUUAGAAUUAUUCAUAGAAGACUCUUCCAGAUUGUUCUUUUAAACUAUUUUGCAACGCAAACAGGUCGAGCCGCCCUAAUAUUUAUACAUAUAUAUUGCUAAUAUAUACCAGAACACAUACUUAUCCUAUAUGUCCACCAUAUAGACAAUUUGCUAUCUCUGUUGCGCUCGUGAUGAUCUUAUAACGUGAUCUUAAGUCUAAAUCAAUGUGUAAAAUGUAAUGUUUGUUUUUAACUUGCUUUCGUUCAAACCUUUUCUCCCAGUGUGUAAUUUGCCUCCGUUUCCGUUUGUUGUAGUUGUUUAUCUUGUCUCUCGCUCUCUCACUCUGUGUGUCUCUGUCUCUGUUGCUCUCGUGCCCUCUCUGUCACUGUCGCCCCGUCUCACUCUGAUCUGUUUAUACGAAGUGUGUACAAUUUUCGCCCCCACUUUUAGUGUAAAAAACGAAGAAAAUCUCAAAUGAACUUGUAACUUGAUGUGAAACACGAAUUGUUUAUUAUAAGUUUUAAUUUUUA